AUGGAUCGGCUGCCGCUAUUGCUACCGACCCCUACGGUCGUUGACCCAGCAGCAUGUGCUCCAGAAGUCGUGCCUUGCAACGACAAAGAGGCUGCAAACGAGACAGAGAAGGAAGUGGUGCCGAAUGCAGGUCCAGAAGUCGUCACGCAAGAGAAUCUGCCCGAAGCACUUGAUUUGGAGUGUGGUAAAGAAGUACUACAUCGGCCGAUCAUUCCAGCUAUACCAGAACAGCCUAUACGAUGGCUAAAGGAGCACAGGAAAGCAAGAUGGACGAUGGUCGUCAUUGCAACACUUGGCAUACUUGCGAUUGGCCUGGGCGUCGAACUGGGAAUUGCUCUACACCGACCGAGAGAUGAUGAACAUGGAAGUGUGGACGUCAGCUCUGUGCCGUCAUCUAGUACCACGCCUCCGAGCGGGACAUACGCUCUGGCUCUCAGCCGUGCCGAGGAAUCGCAAGCAGCCUGUCUGCCUGAUGAAUCAGAGCAAGUAGCAUGGGACUGUGAUCUAUCUCGGACUCCUGAUAUUGGAAUUGUGGUACAAAGCCGAGCUGGGACUGCAUUCGGUGCCAACAUCUUUUCUGCGAGUAACAGCACGCAGGUUUCGUACGGUGCUUGGGCUCCCAGCAUGAACGUAUCCUUGGGCGCUUCCAUGACGGUACAGGACAACGAUGAUAUUGAAGAUGGACCCGCCUACUACUUUCAGCAAUACUACGAUAAAGUCGUCGUUGUGCCGGAUAGUGAGCUGCAGAACCUGGCCCCAGACGCAAUACGAGCUGUCGACCGCAACACCGACCUGCUAUCGAACAAGAGCGCUACAGUGCAACCUGCUUCGGGUGAGAGAUUCUGGAUGUGCGUUUUCAACAACACUUCCAUAGAGACCUUCAUCUAUGCCGACAGACCAGCCCUCGAGAGCAACUCAACAACGAGCAGUAGAGCAUCAGCAACGUCCGCUCCGGUGGCCUCGACCGUGUCUGCAGCCUCUUCGAUUGUCACGUACACAUCUCGUGCAGCAGUGAAUAUAAACAUUCAAUGGAGCGAACUGGACCAAUAUCCUCUUCUCGUGGAGAUCAAGGAGCAACGAUUGCCUACCGCCGACGUCGUGCCUCAUUGUCAGCAGUAUCAGGUUGUGGAUACCAUGGAGGCGAGUUGGGUUGGAAACGAGCAAGGCGAUCCCAUCAUCAUAACUCUCUCCGAGUCGGCCUCUGCUAACAGCUCCGAGACCUGCCACUGUCAGUGGACGAGUGGCAGAUGA
Molecule: messenger RNA, 1251 nt
Organism: Fulvia fulva
Lineage: Eukaryota; Fungi; Ascomycota; Dothideomycetes; Mycosphaerellales; Mycosphaerellaceae
Exons: 1
Coding region: 1-1251 (416 amino acids)
Source: RefSeq, a predicted model, not a curated record